AGGGGGCGGAGUCAUGAUGUCACCUGGAGCUGGAGGGGGGAGGGUGAUGAAGAUCCGCCUCUCUCUCUCUCUCUCUUUCUCUCUCUUUGUGGGAAAGUUGUUCCUCAGUGCGGCUGUAAACAGUCGUCUGAACAAACACAGCCUCUCUAACAUGUCGUCUUAAAGUAGAAACAGAAGAGUUACUAUGCAGAGCAGCGGAUACUGGACGUUUCUCUCCACAUAUUCAGGGUUUCUGGUGGAUUUUGAGUCUCCUACAACCGGAUAAAGAGAGAGAGAGAGAGAGAGAAGCUUCCUUGGCGGAGGGAUAACAACCAGAUGAGAAACAUGAUACUGAUGAUGGCGCUUCUGCUGGCUCAGCUGCCAACAGAGCUGCUGUCCAUCCAGGUGAUUGUUCCAGAGACGGAGAGGAGUACAACUCUGUUUGCCUCUGUGAUCAUUCGCUGUGACUACUCGACUUCAGCGAACCCUCAGGACGUCCUGGUCACCUGGAGGUACAAGUCCUUCUGCAAAGACCCGGUGCUGGAGUUCUACUCCACAGGCUAUCAGGCCGCUCUGCAGCUGGGUCAGGACCCCGCCAAUGACUGCCCCGACCGCCAGCGCACGGUCCGCACCGUGAUCCAGAAGAGGGGCAUUAAUGAGCCCAUGCUGGGCGCAGAAUACAGAGAACGUAAAAUUACCAUUCAAAACAAGGCUGACCUGGUCAUCACUGAGGUGAUGUGGUGGGAUAACGGCGUGUACUUCUGCAGCAUCGACGCUGCCGGUGACACGACGGGUGACUCGGAUCGUGAAGUCAAACUCAUCGUAUACCACUGGCUGACCGUCCUGUUGAUCAUCAUCGGCGCUCUCCUACUCAUCAUGCUCCUCUGCAUAUGUUGCUGUCAGUGCUGCCCGCAGAAGUGCUGCUGCUACGUCCGCUGCCCGUGUUGUCCUCAAACAUGCUGCUGUCCGGAGAAAGCUGUGAUGCAGCACAGGAUGAUACGAGAUGCUCAGAAGGCUAUGGCUCCUUGGGCGACCGGUCAACCCAUUUAUGCUCCAAUUAGCUCCAACCUCUCCUCCCAGGGCGUUCCCAUACUGUAUUCAGGCUCAUACUCGGACUACCCCACCAAACAAAACUUUGCCAUGGCUCCCAUGCAGCUGCCCCCCAUGGCCCUGCAGCAUCAGCAUCAGCAUCAGCCUCCUCCUCUACACCACGUGAACGGCAGUGUGCACAGCAGCGCUCGUGGUGGCACUGGUCAGGUGUUGGACUACCUGGAGAACCAGGUGAGGGGGCUGGACGUGGCUCCAUACACUCACCAAAAUGUGCACCCAUUACAGCCUCAACUUCAGCCUCAGCCGAGGGCUCCUCCGGCAGUCCCCUACACGCCGGGGCCCCCGAGCAUGUUGUCAGCCCUGGGUGACAUGGGAGUGAGAGGGGUGGAGAGAAGGGUGAUCACCCUGCCUCCUAUAAUCCAGCGUGUGCCCAGCUUUUCCUCACGUAGGGGGCCUGGAGGCGGUCAGUCCAGUGGGAGUACAAACCGCUCCGGGGGAGGUCUCCCACGUGACAGCCGCGUCGGCUAUAGAGACGUCUCUCCUCCCAGACGAGGGAUCCUGCGGGAAAACAGCGAUGACUCCGAAUGGGAGAACAGGCGACCACAAAGGAGUUCGAGGAAUGCGAGAGGAGACUCGGCCGGAAGGAGAGGAGGUGGAUCCAGGCCGCGCGCUCGUAGUCGUGACGACCUGAUGGAGGAGCUGCAGAGCAGAGCAGCUCGGAGGGAGAGGAGCUAUUCACCUCCUCUGCGUCGCAAAGGAUCCUGGAGCUCCGAUGAGGAGGAGGACAGCAGGAGAAGGAAAGGAGGUAAAGGGAAGGAUUGGCCAGAGAAGCCCCCCAGCUACUCCUCCAUUGAGAGCCAGCCUGUACGCAGUAACGGCCGGAGGACCUACGACCGCCUCUCUGAUAGAAGUUCCCAUAGCGCCACCAGCUAUAUCAUCUGAAGCAUUUCUAUCUUUUUUUUUUUUUUUUUACUUUUUCCUGAAUGUUUCCAGAACGGUGAAAAUGAAGACAAACAGUACGUACCUUCAUUUGUUCAAUCAGCGUGCAAGAAUAUAGUUGUCGUGAAAUGUGAUUGUGACUCCUGAAAAAUGUACUGCAUGGAUAUACUUUCACUCGGUAUGCACUGUAUGUGAUUGCAAUGAAGAAUAUGAUUUAUGCAUGAAGAAAAUCUGUUCAGUUGAGGCUUUAAAUUGCAGAUAAUAUGCAGUUAUAUUAAGCCUGUGUGUGAUUAUUGUCCUAGCUGUAAUAAAUGGUGUAACUUGUGUCUGGUGAUGGAUAAAAGUAUCCUUCUUUAAGUGUUUGUGAAGUAAAUGUUCAUCAGUUUCAACUAGCAGAUUGUUGGAUACUGUGAGAUCUUGUGGGUUAUUUAGGUCCAUUAUCCUGAACACGUUAUGUGAGACAGAUACAGUGUCUAUUUGUUUUGUUUUUUUAAAUAAUUUCUUAUUUUUGCAUAAUUUCUUGUACUAUUUAAAGUCUUUUUUUACCUUUCAUCCAUAAUAACAUUAUUAGAUAGCAAUAAAAAAUGUGUUGUAUUUUAUUACAAACAUGAAUAGAGAUGUAUUGUGAUGAAAAGUGUUAAAUAAACCUUUUUAGAUA
Messenger RNA from Sebastes umbrosus (honeycomb rockfish), 2626 nucleotides. RefSeq names its product immunoglobulin-like domain-containing receptor 1. The transcript has 8 exons. Bases 316 to 1971 code for a protein of 551 amino acids. The record is from RefSeq and is a predicted model, not a curated record. Gene Ontology annotation, molecular function: high-density lipoprotein particle receptor activity. Lineage: Eukaryota; Metazoa; Chordata; Actinopteri; Perciformes; Sebastidae. Gene Ontology annotation, cellular component: plasma membrane.